AUGGUGGAAAAGCUCGGGGUCGGCGUACUUGACGAACUUAGCGAGCUUAACAUUGAUGAUCUUCUGACUGAAGCAAAUGUAGCAAGGAAGAAGCGUGGGACUUCAGCAUGUGGAAUCACAGACUGCGCUGAUCCGAACAGCAACGGGAUUCGAACAAUAACUGGUAAAUGCAACAACGUGAAGAAUCCGAUGCAAGGGGCGGCAGUGACCCCUGUUCGCCGCCUUCUUGGAAAACCCAGCUACGCAGACGGUUUCAAUGCGAUACGAACCAAAGGCGUCAAGGGAACAACUCUUCCAUCGACAAGAGAAAUAUCGAACAAGCUCCACCAAGAGGUACAACACAGUUCCUUAACUUCCUGA
Molecule: messenger RNA, 360 nt
Organism: Cooperia oncophora
Lineage: Eukaryota; Metazoa; Nematoda; Chromadorea; Rhabditida; Trichostrongylidae
Source: the annotation of a GenBank genome assembly